Molecule: messenger RNA, 1339 nt
Organism: Schizophyllum commune H4-8
Lineage: Eukaryota; Fungi; Basidiomycota; Agaricomycetes; Agaricales; Schizophyllaceae
Exons: 2
Coding region: 473-1231 (252 amino acids)
Source: RefSeq, a predicted model, not a curated record
CCUCAUCGUCGCCUAGUUCACGGUCAACCGCUUCAGCUGUACUCCCUACUUGUGAGCAGCUCUCAUCUCGGCCACAGGCAAAUAUGCCCGAUCGCGCGAUGCGUCUGCCUCAAGAACUCGUGGAUGCCAUCGUCGCGCACGUCGACUACGGACGAACGUUCGAAAAUACCUUGCUCCUUCUUCGUGCACUGUCUUUUCGCCUCAGAUCUGCAUCAAUCUGCAUGACGAUACCAUCGACCUCACCGACGAGAGGUCCUAUCGCACGCUCUUCGCGCUCUUCGAUCUCUCUCCCUCCAUCCUCUCCAACGUAUGCCACAUCAAGAUCGACUUUCAAUAUCCCAUAGACCACUUUCCACAAGAAAAUUCACCGGUCACGUUGCUUCGUACAUGUCCUGGUCUUCGGUCCAUACACCUCUACAGUCUCCUUCCGUCGAGGCUAUCCGACGAGCGCCGACGCACCGUACUCCACGCCAUGCAGUUCCCUACCCUCGAGACGCUGCGGCUGACCUCCUGUCAACUAGACCCGCACCUGAUGAUGGAGCUCAGUGCCCUGCAGAUGCCACCCCUACUGACGAAGAUACACCUUUCUUCAGUCAGGCUAUCGAGCAGGGUCCAAGACCAGCUCAACGCGCAACCUCCCACCGCACCACGUGGACAUGCGCCUGCCUUCACGACGUUCGUGAGCGACCAAAAGAGUCUUGCCUUCGCGCGUCUGCUCUAUAGCUCGCGACCGUACCCCUUCGGCAACCUGCGCGAGCUUGGGAUCACCCGGGAUAGGGCAGAUCCGUCGACGUCCAAAGCUCAGCAGUUGCUCAGAAAAAACCCGCGCUUAGCGUGCCUCUCAACUAGCUGCGGAGACUCACCGCCACGUUAUGACCUAUCCAUCAACGUCGCGUUGCGCACCCUCAGUAUACACCUGUUCGUGGUGGAAGCAUGGACUCCGAUAGGCGUCGUCGCACUUCUGGAGUCCAUUCCUGCUUCCGGGGAGCGCACUCUAGAACAUUUCAGGCUUAAGAGCGCGAAUGACGGAGCCAGAACUGUAGAGGCGCUGGAGGGAUGGCAGGCGAUGGAUACUGCGCUGUGCCGAUUUGAGGCCCUACAAACGGUCGAGAUGCACUUCGGUAUGGUUUGGGCUUCCGCGGGCGAGAAGCUGGCGGAACUACCAGGUUUUAUGGAGAAGGUGCAUGAGAGGGGGAUACUAAACAUCACUUACACGCCUCAUCAGAAGUGACCUGAUAUGCGCGUUUGAGAAGCUUGAUUUACUUUACUGUAGUCAUUUGGAGAAUGGUUGAUCUGUACUAGUAGUCUCUAUAGCAGCGACUUGCAGGACUUCACCGAC